This is a messenger RNA of Aspergillus viridinutans, 1458 nucleotides long. Its product is annotated as annexin. The transcript has a single exon. The record is from RefSeq and is a predicted model, not a curated record. NCBI's taxonomy places the organism in Eukaryota, Fungi, Ascomycota, Eurotiomycetes, Eurotiales, Aspergillaceae. Gene Ontology annotation, molecular function: calcium ion binding; calcium-dependent phospholipid binding. Gene Ontology annotation, cellular component: cytoplasm. The coding region runs from base 1 to 1458 and encodes 485 amino acids.
AUGUCGCACCCCCAGAAUACCUACGGCGGACCCCCGCAACCGCCCUACAACAGUGCUGGGUAUGCUCAGCCUGGCUCGCAUCAACAGCAGCAACAGGCCCCCUAUUAUCCAUCACAACAGCCUGGUGGAUAUCCGCCCCAAGGAGCUCCCCCGCAGCAAUAUCCUCCCCCUCGUCAGUACCAACAACAGCCAUAUGGUGCCCCUCCGCCGCAACAACAAUGGCCGGGCCAACCACCGCAACAAUAUCCUCAAGGAGGUCAUCCACCACCGCAGCAGUAUCCGCCUCAGGGGGCAUAUCCUCCGAAUCAAUUCCCUCCACAGGGUCAAUACCCUCCGCAGGGUCAAUAUCCUCCCCAGGGCCAAUAUCCUCCACAUGGCCAAUACCCCCCACCAGGCCAAGGCCAAUAUCCUCCCCAAGGAGGUUACCCGCCGCAAGGCCAACCCGGCUAUCCAGCCCAUCAAGCUCCUCAACCAAUGCCCACCCCACCGUCCCUAGGCUACGAUCCCAACCAACGCGCCCCCGGCGACGCAACCCGCGAAGCCGAAGCUCUCCGUAAAGCGAUGAAAGGCUUCGGCACGGAUGAAAAGGCCCUCAUCAAUAUCCUGACCAAGCCCGACCCCCUGCAAAUGGCACUCAUCAGACACACCUACACCGAUCGCAUCGGCCGCAAUCUCGAAAAAGACCUCAAGUCCGAACUGUCAGGCGACCUGGAAGAUGUUCUCCUCUCCUUAGCCAGAGGUCCGCUCGAGCAGGACGUCGCUGCCGUGCGCGAUGCGUUGUCAGGGAUCGGAACGAACGAAGACAUCCUCACGGAUGUGCUGGUCGGUCGGUCGAAUGCCGACCUGCGUGCGAUCAAGUACGCGUAUGUCGGCAAGUACCAGAAGUCGCUGGUCGAGGAUAUCAAGAGCGAUUUGUCCGGAAAGACGGAGCAAUUCUUUGUCAUGUUGCUGAACGGCACGAGGCCCGAGCCGGGGACAUUUUUCGAUGCGCAUUCUGUUGACGCCGAUGUGCGUGAGAUCCACCAGGCGACGCAGGCGCGCAAGGGGACGGAUGAGACUGGGGUCUUUGCCGUUUUUAUGGCUGCGUCGGAUGCGAAACUUGUUGCGAUCGCGCAGGCCUUUGAGACAAAGUAUCAUACUAGCCUGGAAAAGGUGAUCAAGGCUGAGUUCUCGGGACAUCUGGAAGAUGCGUUGCUGUCGAUGCUGUCUAAGGCGAAGGAUCCUGUUGGUCAUGACGCGGAGAAGAUCCUCAAGUGUUUGCCUACUGGGGUUGGAAAAGUGGAUAUCAAGCGGUUGAUCUACUGGGUUGUUCACCUGCAUUGGAACCCGCCUCAUUUUGCCGCGGUCAAGGCGCGGCUGAAGCAGAAGCUCGGCCAUGAUAUCGGCAACCAAUGGAGAGGAGCCAUUGCCCCAGGAGACUUUCUGGAUGCUAUGCGCCAGGUGUGGAAUUCGGCAUGA